CCGGAGGAGGCGCGAGGAGCGCGCCCACGUCCGCCGCCGCCGCCGCCGCCGUCGUCACCACGCGAGGCAUAAAUCAUCAUCAUCAUCAUCAUCAUCAACAACUCCAGUGAGGAGGAGGAGGAGACCAAGAAGAGAGGAGAUGCUGGAGAAUGGCCGCACCUGACCUCCUCGACCCCAAGUCCGCCGCCCACAACGCCAAGCCCCGCCUGUCGUUCUCGGCCAAGCCGGUGGUCCUGACGUGCCCCGACGAGGACGAGCGCGACGGCGCCCGCGCCACCGUCAUGCGCUGGAAGACGGUGUCGGCCAUCUUCUUCCUGGUGGUGGUCUACCUGGUGAUCGGCGCCGCCGUCUUCCGGGCGCUGGAGCAGCCGCACGAGCGGUCGCAGAAGUUGGCCAUCCUGGCCGAGAAGCUCGACUUCUUGGCCGUGCACGCCUGCGUCAACUCCUCCGAGCUGGAGGACCUGGUCAAGCAAGUGGUUUCGGCCGUCCGGGCGGGCGUCAACCCGUCGGCCAACUCCAUCAACCAGACCAGCCUGUGGGACUUGGGCUCCUCCUUCUUCUUCGCGGGAACCGUCAUCACCACCAUCGGAUUCGGCAACAUCGCCCCUCACACGGAAGGCGGGCGGAUCUUCUGCAUCAUUUACGCCCUGAUGGGGAUCCCCCUCUUCGGCUUCCUGUUGGCCGGAGUGGGCGACCAGCUGGGCACCAUUUUUGGCAAGGGCAUCGCCAGAGCGGAGAAGACCAUCGUGAAGUGGAAAGUCAGCCAGACCAAGAUCCGGGUCAUCUCCACGCUGCUCUUCAUCCUGUUCGGCUGCCUGAUCUUCGUGGCGCUGCCGGCGCUCAUCUUCGAGCGCAUCGAGGGUUGGAGCACGCUGGAGUCCGUCUACUUCGUGGUCAUCACGCUCAGCACCAUCGGAUUCGGAGACUUUGUCGCCGGGGAAAAAGGUGGUUCCGAGAGUCCGGAGUACCUCAAGUACUACAAGCCGGUGGUCUGGUUCUGGAUCCUGGUGGGUUUGGCCUACUUCGCCGCCGUGCUCAGCAUGAUCGGCGACUGGUUCCGUGUCAUCUCCAAGAAAACCAAGGAGGAGGUGGGCGAGUUCCGGGCUCAUGCCGCCGAGUGGACGGCCAACGUGUCGGCCGAGUUCAAGGAGACCCGCCGGCGCCUGAGCGUGGACAUCUACGACAGGUUCCAGCGCGCCGCCUCCAUCAAGCGCAAACUGUCGUCGGAGCUGGGCAUCGGCGCCUCCGCCGGCCAGGAAAUGACCCCCGGCAAGCGGACGCUGUCGGCCAACCUCGCCGACGACCGCGAGGCCUUCUCCGACCUGACCGUGUCGCUCAAGCCCGCGACGGGCGCGCUGACCCGCAACGGCAGCCUCUUCCUCAACGGCCUCAGCCCGGACUUUGCCGACCGGCUGGAGGUCGCCGUCGUGGAAAACGCCAAAUGAGGACCUUCGGGGGCGGGAGGAGCCUCGGGGAGCUCCCGACCUUCCGUCCCCCGGGGGCCGACACGUCCCUUUCCUGGAGAUAAGUGAAGCAAGUCACUCCGCAAAAAUGACCAACGUGAUUCCGCAAACAUGGCCGACAAGAUGGCCACCGUGCUGCAAAACGCGACAUUGGAGAAAAGUCCUCCAAAAUCCUGGGGACGGACGACAAA
This is a messenger RNA of Syngnathoides biaculeatus (alligator pipefish), 1654 nucleotides long. Its product is annotated as potassium channel subfamily K member 2-like. The transcript is spliced from 7 exons. Gene Ontology annotation, biological process: stabilization of membrane potential; potassium ion transmembrane transport. Gene Ontology annotation, molecular function: potassium ion leak channel activity; outward rectifier potassium channel activity. Gene Ontology annotation, cellular component: membrane. Bases 150 to 1445 code for a protein of 431 amino acids. Lineage: Eukaryota; Metazoa; Chordata; Actinopteri; Syngnathiformes; Syngnathidae. The record is from RefSeq and is a predicted model, not a curated record.